UUAUGUAUUUGUUUCCUCAAAAAUAUUUUUGUUUAAUUAUCUAAACUUUGAGCUUAUUGCAUCAAUUCCAACUCUUAAUUCCACAUCUAAAAUCUGAACCCUGGAAUGUCAAAAAUUAUUAUCAUUCCAUAAUCAUUUCCAUUUACUAAAUUAUUAGUUUAUUUGCAUUGUUUCAGAUUAUUUAUACAAUAUAAUAUUGCAUUUUCUAUAUAUAUUAUUUGUAAAAAUGCGAACCUUGUAUCUGCCAUGGAUGUAUUAUUUCAAAGUAGUAAUUGUGAUUAUUCUAAUAUUCAUCAUUGAAAUAGCGAUUGCGAUAACAAAACCAUCAUUAUCAACAAAUAAAACAGAAAAUGACAAGGAAAGCAGUGAUACAGGAAGUAAUCAGGAUAAUAAUGAUACAAUAUACUUUGUUUUUUUACGCUGGAUCGGUAUAUGUAUCUUUUCAGUGAUAGUAAUCUGUUUGGGUUACUCAAUCUGUAAAUGUUGUCUUGAGGAGAGGAGUAGGAGGCAUGGUCAACAACGAAUAACUCCAACACGACAAAUAGCACCACAAGUACAGGAGGAGCCCCGCGUAAGAUUUAGACAUAGAGAAGAUGAUGAUGAAGAUGAAGAUGAUGAAGAUGAAGUUGAAGUAGGAGCAUUUUAAUGGAUAUAAACGAACGGAAGCUAAGAAAAA
This is a messenger RNA of Ooceraea biroi (clonal raider ant), 676 nucleotides long. RefSeq lists its product as uncharacterized. The record is from RefSeq and is a predicted model, not a curated record. Lineage: Eukaryota; Metazoa; Arthropoda; Insecta; Hymenoptera; Formicidae.